This is a messenger RNA of Dentiscutata heterogama, 1245 nucleotides long. Lineage: Eukaryota; Fungi; Glomeromycota; Glomeromycetes; Diversisporales; Gigasporaceae. The record is from the annotation of a GenBank genome assembly.
AUGUCAAAACGAAAUUCAAAGUCCAAAAGCAAUGCAGAACGAUUAGAACAACUUAGAACGAGGGUAAUGAUUGAGAAGGAAGGAGUAGGAAGUAUUUCUUCAAGUGAAUUUCCCUAUCAUAGUUCGAAUCGUCACCAAGAUAUUGAUUACAUUAAAGAAUUUAUAAAGAAAUUCAGAGUUAAAAUUAUCAGAAAAGAACAAUAUGACAUGGAGUUUGAUUUAAUUGGGGUCGAUACUGCCAUAGCAAACGCGUUAAGGCGUAUUAUGAUCGCCGAGGUUCCCACAAUGGCUAUAGAGAAAGUUUACAUUUAUAAUAAUACUUCAAUUGUACAAGAUGAAGUGCUCGCACAUCGAUUAGAUAUGAACACGAUCGUAUUUAAAAUUGAACAUGAAUGUACGUUCAAUCCUAAGGCUCGAGAAGGUGAAACAGAUCCACAAAAGCUAUAUAUAGGCCACAACCUUUUAUCUGAUUCUUUAAUUUGGAUUCCAAAAGGGGACCAAGAAGAACAAUAUGCAAGUUGCCCCAUCAGACCAGUUCAUAAUGAUAUUUUAAUUGCGCAAAUGAGACCAGGCCAAAAAAUAAAGUUAGAAGCUCAUUGUGAAAAAGGGAUUGGAAAAGACCAUGCAAAAUGGUCACCAGUUGCAACUGCAUCAUACCGACUGAUGCCAGAAAUAAUUUUAAAAAAGGAAAUCACUGGAGACUUGGCAGAUAAAUUUGCUGCUUGCUUCACUAAGGGAGUUGUCGAAGUAGAAAAUAGAUAUGGCAAACAUUGCGCCAAUCCUGACUGCAAACAAUUAGACUAUCUCCCCAUUAAGUGUCAAUAUUGUAAGAAAGAUUUUUGUGCUGAACAUUCAAAGCCUAUUGAACAUAAUUGCAAUGAGGCACCUAGCGGAGACGGUGAGCGAGUUCCCAUUUGUCCCUUGUGUAAUACACCUGUCCCAGUUAAAAGAGGCGAAGAUCCUAAUGUUAGAAUGGAUCAACAUAUAGCAAACGGUUGUCGUCCACCAGCUAAAACUACUUCAACAAAGCCAUUCAAUGCAUGUUCUUUUGGCAAAUGCAAAGAAAGAGUUGCUGUUCGUCUGCUGUGUUCUGGAUGUGGCAAAAAUUAUUGUAUAAAACAUCGUUUGGGGCCUGAUCAUAUGUGUGAUAAAGUGAAAAUAGAUAAUAAAGUAAACAACUUUUCAUCCAUUAUAACUUCAAGGAGUUCUCCUAUCAAAGCCUGGGUUGGAAAGAUGUUCAAAUAG